This is a messenger RNA of Coregonus sp. 'balchen', 44823 nucleotides long. The record is from the annotation of a GenBank genome assembly. Lineage: Eukaryota; Metazoa; Chordata; Actinopteri; Salmoniformes; Salmonidae.
AUGCCGAUUCCCAAGGAGUAUACUAGGGGCUUGGGGUCCAGACAGUACACUGUGCCCAUACAGAUCUUGAGCUGCUAUUGCAAAGUAUGAGUUAGUGACAGCUUCAAUGAAUCAGAAGUUAAAGCAUAUUACUACUUAAAAAACAGUCACUAGGUUUGUGAGACAAAAAGUGUCAAUAGCCUAUAAUUCACCUCCCUGUUGUAGAUUUCUGACUGCAGAGUCUAAUCCAUUUGCUUUUGUCUUGUUUGUUAGUUUUUGUUCUACAUGUCGAUAUUUUCCUCUCACAUCCCUGCAUGACUCCCUUCUUCCCUUUAUUGCUCUGUUGUCUAUACAAACACAACACUGGUUUAGUCAUGACAUGGCUACAUCCAUUGGCCCAAUGAUAACUACCAUCCCAAGAAAGUCUAAGAGCGACUACCCCUAAAAACCAACUAAUCCCUUUGAAAACUGCCUAUGUGGCAUUGAUUCUAGUGUCAAAAUGUACAUCAAGUCAGUCUCGUAUAAAACUGAGUUUAAAACCUAAACCUUAAAAGUAAAUGAAGGUUUGGUUUGGAUUACAAUUAUGUCAACAAAUCAUGCCCCCUUUUGCCAAGCUCCACGUGCAAAUCGCCCCCCGCCAACUUCGCUUCCCUUCAUUGAGGGAGUCCUAUUACGCUGGCCCGGGUUGAACCGGGCAAUGGCCCGUCACGUCAUCGGGCUAAAUCAAACAGUAGGCUAAUCUGCGCCGCUCAGUCAUGUUGUCAACAAGUCAGCUAGGUGCAUCGUCCAGAAACAAAUAAAUGUUUGAAUUUGCAUACUAAUUUAGUUUUCAUUGGGAAUGCAAUCACUUUUGCAUGUGAAAACACAGAAUCCUACUCAUCUCUCCACGUGCUUGAUUACGUCACAUUUGUUUUAAGCCGACUUCCUUGUCAGCCAGAGUGGGGCACCUGGCUCACACCUGGGAGGCAGCCCGGUUUCAAAAUGAAUGCAGUCACUUUUCACAAGGUUCAAACUCCUCCCACAGGGGUAACCUAGGACAGAUAAAUGAACCCCCUCAUUGACUGUGGAUCCAUUGUUUCAUCGUCCCCAAACCGUUCACAUCAAAGGAUCAUUUGAGACUGAAAAGUGAGUAUACUUGUAGCUAGAACAUAGACUGCUGCUUAUGUAUCUGGUUAUGCAUAUUUUGAUAAUCAUUAUCACUAGCAUAGCUGAUGUUAGCUAGCUAACUAGCUAGCUAUCUAUACUGAACAAAAAUAUAAAGGCAACAUGUAAAGUGUUGGUCCCAUGUUUCAUGAGCUGAAAUAAAAGAUCCCAGAAUUUUUCCAUACUCACAAAAAGCUUCAUUUUUACGUCCCUGUUAGUGAACAUUUCUCCUUUGCCAAGAUAAUCCAUCCACCCGACAGGUGUGGCAUAUCAAGAUGCUGAUUAAACAGCACGAUCAUUACACAGGUGCACCUUGUGCUGGGGACAAUAAAAGGCCACUCUAAAAUGUGCAGUUUUGUCACACAACACCAUGCCACAGAUAUCUCAAGUUUUGAGGGAGUGUGCAAUUGGCAUGCUGACUGCAGGAAUGUCCUCCAGAGCUGUUGCCAGAGAAUUGAAUGUUCAUUUCUCUACCGUAAGCCGCCUCCAACGUAGUUUUAGAGAAGUUUGGCAGAAACUCUAACCGGCCUCCAACUGCAGACCACGUGUAAAAACAUGUCACGGUUGGUUGCAUAGUGUAACGGCGUCACCGGCCUGAAUCUAAUCCAAUCUGGAGCCAGUUAGUCAACUGUAAAGCAUCGAAUUAGCUUCCAAACGAGAUUACGUUAUUUCUCAAGCUAUGUUUAUAACUGAGGGAUGAUGACAAUCGUUGACCCUGUUUUUCUGUUAGACCAAGUGCACAGUUGAAUGCCAAACGGAUCCCCUGGUCAUGAACGGAUGUCCGGACCUACCAGAAGGAGCAAAGGUGGGUAUCAUAACAUGUCCAGCAAUAUGAUUUCAAUGGUUUAGGGACCUCCAACAAUCUUUUAAUUCACUGUUCACUUGCUAUUUUCACAGGUUGUCAAGCAAUUCCUCAGAAUAAAAGUGUGUCAUGUGACACAAGAACCCCUUGUGACACCUCCGUUGUUGCCAGUCUCCCUUGACUCCUAUGAAAAGGAUAGUGACCCGAGUUACUGCCCUGAUGACACAGAUGGCUUCAUAAACAACGACAGGUAAUGUGUGUUAUGUGAAAAGUUGUAUUAAAAAAUACCAGGCUUGAUAAACUAGUAGGCUAAUUCCCCAGCCAAACAGAUACAACUAGUAGAGUCAUAAACAGAUACAACUAGUAGAGUCAUUUUGGUUGUGAAGUGCAUUAGCAAAAGGCUUUGUCCUUUUCUUUAGAUAAAAAAUACAAUUUACCAUUUGGCUGACUAUUAUAUCACCCUGUUACAGGCCCUCCCAGUCAACACCACCUCAUAAGACUGCCUGCUGCAGUUGUUCGAGAGAUGUCCAGUUUGCAGCUGAACAUGCAGCAUAGAGAAGACCAGCAAGGAGGCCCUCAUCAGCAUCAUGUUGACAUGCCCUCGCUGUGAGCAUUCUUAUGAAUGGAACAGUCAGCCACAUAUUGGCAAGUAUCCAGCCAGCAACCUUCACCUGUCAGCGGCAACAGCUUUCACAGGCUCAUCAUUUGUACAAAUACAGAAGGUAACCCACUUCAUUACUUUUGAUACAUUUGAUAACCCAAUUGUGAAGCAUAAUUUAUGUAAACUGACAUACCUGUAGAUGCAUAUAAUGUCCAUGGCAUAACCUAGCCUGGUAGAACCAGCCUGAUCGCUGUGUUCACCAUUCUACUUCACUUCACAUUUUAUGAUAUCUGAAGUGAAAUGGAAAAGUGAAUGCAGCGAUCAGGUUGGUUCACCAGGCUAAUCAUAACCACCAUUGAUAAUGUAAUCAGUGCUCUGUGUGUAUUUGUUUGUGACCGACCAGUAUCUUUGAUGAGGGUCCAGGAGCUGAUCUACGCUGCUAUGCCCAUAGACCUCGCCUCCAGCCUCACCUCAAUGGGGAGAACAGAAUUAGAUAGGUUUAGUCUGACCUGUUCAAACUUCAACAUAGUAUAUGUUUAUGUGUCAGAUAUCACCUAUCCUAACUGCCAUUGGUAAUAGAACAGUGACUGUGUGUAUGUGUUCACAGAUACCUGUAUAGUGCCAGUAUGGAGUCAGCACAUGGAGACUUGUAAGAUGAUGUGAUGAAGUCCAGACUGACACACAGGCUUUAUCCUGAUGUCUCUGAAUGGAUAGAGACCUGGCACUCAACAUAAACAUUUUACUAGACACAACUUUUACUUGCAAUGUCUUUUUUUCUUAUUAAAUUGAUUGAUAUCAGUCAAUAUGAGGAAGGAGAAACCUUGUGUAUUCUGCCCCAGCAUCAGGGAACUCCUUUUGUAUACGGGACACCACACAGGAAGGUAUGACCACUCUGACAUGUUACCAAGGUAACCCCAUUACCACCAGACAGGAAGGUAUGACCACUCUGACAUGUUACCAAGGUAACCCCAUUACCACCACACAGGAAGGUAUGACCACUCUGACAUGUUACCAAGGUAACCCCAUUACCACCACACAGGAAGGUAUGACCACUCUGACAUGUUACCAAGGUAACCCCAUUACCACCACACAGGAAGGUAUGACCACUCUGACAUGUUACCAAGGUAACCCCAUUACCACCACACAGGAAGGUAUGACCACUCUGACAUGUUACCAAGGUAACCCCAUUACCACCAGACAGGAAGGUAUGACCACUCUGACAUGUUACCAAGGUAACCCCAUUACCACCAGAUAAAAUGCCGAUAGGCACAGCAUCUGUAUCGGCUGGGAAUGACUAUGAAAUAUGAAAGGUGCACAUUGUUAUAUUAGCAGAACACUGCUUCUAUGGUAUUAUGUAAAGGGUUGUUUAUUCUACAUGGGCCUGUUACUACAUUUCAAAGUUAUUAAAACAUGUAGUUUAGAAUAUCUUUAAUUUAUUAGACCAUUUUUGUAAAAAGACAAAAGGGCGCUCCAUUGUGGUCCUUUUGGGGAGGGAGGGAGGGAGGGAGGGAGGGAGGGAGGGAUGGGGCAAGGUUAGGCGGCAACUGCAGUGGCAACAGACAAUGACAGACAAUUGUUGUUUGUUUCGUAAAAUGAGCUAAUUAGUACAGUUCUAUUUCUUAAUUAACAACUAUGGACAGGUACGUCUCCCUUGUCCCACAUACCCUUAAUAUACAGUACCAGUCAGAAGUUUGGACACACCUACUCAUUCAAGGGUUUUUCUUUAUUUGACUAUUUUCUAGAUUGUAGAAUAAUAGUGAAGACAUAAAACUAUGAAAUAACACAUAUGGAAUCAUGUAGUAACCAAAAAAAGUGUUAAACAAAUCAAAUAUAUUUGAGAUUCUUCAAAGUAGCCACCCUUUGCCUUGAUGACAGCUUUGCACACUCUUGGCAUUCUCUCAACCAGCUUAAUGAUGUAGUCACCUGGAAUGCAUUUCAAUUAACAGGUGUGCCUUGUUAAAAGUUAAUUUGUGGAAUUUCUUUCCUUCUUAAUGCGUUUGAGCCAAUCAGUUGUGUUGUGACAAGGUAGGGGUGGUAUACAGAAGAUACAGUGAGGGGAAAAAAGUAUUUGAUCCCCUGCUGAUUUUGUACGUUUGCCCACUGACAAAGAAAUGAUCAGACUAUAAUUUUAAUGGUAGGUUUAUUUGAACAGUGAGAGACAGAAUAACAACAACAAAAAAACAGAAAAACGCAUGUUGUUAGCAUUUUAAUGAGGGAAAUAUGUAUUUGACCCCUCUGCAAAACAUGACUUAGUACUUGGUGGCAAAACCCUUGUUGGCAAUCACAGAGGUCAGACGUUUCUUGUAGUUGGCCACCAGGUUUGCACACAUCUCGGGAGGGAUUUUGUCCCACUCCUCUUUGCAGAUCUUCUCCAAGUCAUUAAGGUUUCGAGGCUGACGUUUGGCAACUCGAACCUUCAGCUCCCUCCACAGAUUUUCUAUGGGAUUAAGGUCUGGAGACUGGCUAGGCCACUCCAGGACCUUAAUGUGCUUCUUCUUGAGCCACUCCUUUGUUGCCUUGGCUGUGUGUUUUGGGUCAUUGUCAUGCUGGAAUACCCAUCCACGACCCAUUUUCAAUGCCCUGGCUGAGGGAAGGAGGUUCUCACCCAAGAUUUGACGGUAUAUGGCCCCGUCCAUCGUCCCUUUGAUGCGGUGAAGUUGUCCUGUCCCCUUAGCAGAAAAUCACCCCCAAAGCACAAUGUUUCCACCUCCAUGUUUGACGGUGGGGAUGGUGUUCUUGGGGUCAUAGGCAGCAUUCCUCCUCCUCCAAACACGGCGAGUUGAGUUGAUGCCAAAGAGCUCCAUUUUGGUCUCAUCCGACCACAACACUUUCACCCAGUUCUCGUGUGAAUCAUUCAGAUGUUCAUUGGCAAACUUCAGACGGGCAUGGAUAUGUGCUUUCUUGAGCAGGGGGACCUUGCGGGCGCUGCAGGAUUUCAGUCCUUCACGGCAUAGUGUGUUACCAAUUGUUUUCUUGGUGACUAUGGUCCCAGCUGCCUUGAGAUCAUUGACAAGAUCCUCCCGUGUAGUUCUGGGCUGAUUCCUCACCGUUCUCAUGAUCAUUGCAACUCCACGAGGUGAGAUCUUGCAUGGAGCCCCAGGCCGAGGGAGAUUGACAGUUAUUUUGUGUUUCUUCCAUUUGCGAAUAAUCGCACAAACUGUUGUCACCUUCUCACCAAGCUGCUUGGCGAUGGUCUUGUAGCCCAUUCCAGCUUUGUGUAGGUCUACAAUCUUGUCCCUGACAUCCUUGGAGAGCUCUUUGGUCUUGGCCAUGGUGGAGAGUUUGGAAUCUGAUUGAUUGAUUGCUUCUGUGGACAGGUGUCUUUUUAUACAGGUAACAAACUGAGAUUAGGAGCACUCCCUUUAAGAGUGUGCUCCUAAUCUCAGCUCGUUACCUGUAUAAAAGACACCUGGGAGCCAGAAAUCUUUCUGAUUGAGAGUGGGUCAAAUACUUAUUUCCCUCAUUAAAUUGCAAAUCAAUUUAUAACAUUUUUGACAUGCGAUUUCUGGAUUUUUGAUGUUGUUAUUAUGUCUCUCACUGUUCAAAUAAACCUACCAUUCAAAUUAUAGACUGAUCAUUUCUUUGUCAGUGGGCAAACAUACAAAAUCAGCAGGGGAUCAAAUUCUUUUUUCACUCACUCUCUUUGUUAAGGGUUUCGGUGACUUCAUUAGCUGUGGUUGCUGAUGCGUAUAUGGUUGAAUCAUCAGCAUACAGUGGCAGGUCAUUGGUAAAAAUAGAAAAGAGUAGAGGGCCUAGAGAGCUGCCCUGUGGUACACCACACUGUACAUGUUUGACAUUAGAGAAGCUUCCAUUAAAGAGAACUCUUUGAGUUCUAUUAGAUAGAUACAGUGGGGGAAAAAAGUAUUUUGUCAGCCACCAAUUGUGCAAGUUCUCCCACUAAAAAAGAUGAGAGAGGCCUGUAAUUUUCAUCAUAGGUACACGUCAACUGUGACAGACAAAAUGAGGGGAAAAAAUCCAGAAAAUCACAUUGUAGGAUUUUUAAUGAAUUUAUUUGCAAAUUAUGGUGGAAAAUAAGUAUUUGGUCAAUAACAAAAGUUUCUCAAUACUUUGUUAUAUACCCUUUGUUGGCAAUGACACAGGUCAAACGUUUUCUGUAAGGUUUUCACACACUGUUGCUUGUAUUUUGGCCCAUUCCUCCAUGCAGAUCUCCUCUAGAGCAGUGAUGUUUUUGGGGCUGUCGCUGGGCAACACGGACUUUCAACUCCCUCCAAAGAUUUUCUAUGGGGUUGAGAUCUGGAGACUGGCUAGGCCAUUCCUGGACCUUGAAAUGCUUCUUACGAAGCCACUCCUUCGUUGCCCGGGCGGUGUGUUUGGGAUCAUUGUCAUGCUGAAAGACCCAGCCACGUUUCAUCUUCAAUGCCCUUGCUGAUGGAAGGAGGUUUUCACUCAAAACUCACGAUACAUGGCCCCAUUCAUUCUUUCCUUUACACGGAUCAGUCGUUCUGGUCCCUUUGCAGAAAAACAGCCCCAAAGCAUGAUGUUUCCACCCCCAUGCUUCACAGUAGGUAUGGUGUUCUUUGGAUGCAACUCAGCAUUCUUUGUCCUCCAAACACGACGAGUUGAGUUUUUACCAAAAAGUUCUAUUUUGGUUUCAUCUGACCAUAUGACAUUCUCCCAAUCCUCUUCUGGAUCAUCCAAAUGCACUCUAGCAAACUUCAGACGGGCCUGGACAUGUACUGGCUUAAGCAGGGGGACACGUCUGGCACUGCAGGAUUUGAGUCCCUGGCGGCGUAGUGUGUUACUGAUGGUAGGCUUUGUUACUUUGGUCCCAGCUCUCUGCAGGUCAUUCACUAGGUCCCUCUGUGUGGUUCUGGGAUUUUUGCUCACCGUUCUUGUGAUCAUUUUGACCCCACGGGGUGAGAUCUUGCGUGGAGCCCCAGAUCGAGGGAGAUUAUCAGUGGUCUUGUAUGUCUUCCAUUUCCUAAUAAUUGCUCCCACAGUUGAUUUCUUCAAACCAAGCUGCUUACCUAUUGCAGAUUCAGUCUUCGCAGCCUGGUGCAGGUCUACAAUUUUGUUUCUGGUGUCCUCUGACAGCUCUUUGGUCUUGGCCAUAGUGGAGUUUGGAGUGUGACUGUUUGAGGUUGUGGACAGGUGUCUUUUAUACUGAUAACAAGUUCAAACAGGUGCCAUUAAUACAGGUAACGGGUAGAGGACAGAGGAGCCUCUUAAAGAAGAAGUUACAGGUCUGUGAGAGCCAGAAAUCUUGCUUGUUGUAGGUGACCAAAUACUUAUUUUCCACCAUAAUUUGCAAAUAAAUUCAUUAAAAAUCCUACAAUGUGAUUUUCUGGAUUUCUUUUCCUCAAUUUGUCUGUCAUAGUUGACGUGUACCUAUGAUGAAAAUUACAGGCCUCUCUCAUCUUUUUAAGUGGGAGAACUUGCACAAUUGGUGGCUGACUAAAUACGUUUUUUUCUCCACUGUAGCUCUGAAUCCACGAUAUGGCAGAGGUUGAAAAGCCAGAACACAUAAGUUUUUUCAACAACAGGUUAUGGUCAAUAAUAUCAAAGGCUGCACUGAAAUCUAACAGUACAGCACCCACAAUCUUCUUAUUAUCAAUUUUCUUUCAACCAAUCAUCAGUCAUUUGUGUCAGUGCAGUACAUGUUGAGUGCCCUUCCCUAUAAGCAUGUUGAAAGUCUGUUGUUAAUUUGUUUACAGAGAAAUAGCAUUGUAUUUGGUCAAACACAAUCUUUCUAACAGUUUGCUAAGAGCUGGCAGCAAGCUUAUAGGUCUACUGUUAGAACCAGUAAAGGCCGCUUUACCAUUCUUGGGUAGCGGAAUUACUUUUGCUUCCCUCCAGGCCUGAGGACAAAGACUUUCCUCUAGGCUCAGAUUAAAUAUAUGACAGAUAGGAGUGGCUAUAGAGUCAGCUACCAUCCUCAGUAGAUUUCCAUCUAAGUUGUCAAUGCCAGGAGGUUUGUCAUUAUUGAUCGAUAACAAUAAUUUUUCUACCUCUCCCACACUAACUUUACAAAAUUCUAACUUGCAAUGCUUUUCUUUCUUUCUUUGUUUUUUUAUGCAUGAAUACAUUUACAUUUACAUUUUAGUCAUUUAGCAGACGCUCUUAUCCAGAGCGACUUACAGUUAGCACAUACAUUAUUUUAUCGAACCCACAACCCUGGCGUUGCAAACGCCAUGCUCUACCAACUGAGCUACAUCCCCUGCCGGCCAUUCCCUCCCCUACCCUGGGCGACGCUGGGCCAAUUGUGCGCCGCCCCAUGGGUCUCCCGGUCGCGGCCGGCUACGACAGAGCCUGGAUUCGAACCAGGAUCUCUAGUGGCACAGCUAGCACUGCGAUGCAGUGCCUUAGACCACUGCGCCACUCGGGAGGUAAUACGAUGGCUCACUGUUCAUUGUUGGCAUUUCCUGCCUAAGUUUGCUCACUUUGACAAUGAAGUAAUCAUUAAAAUAUUUGGCAACAUCAAAUGGUUUUGUGAUGAAUAAGCCAUCUGAUUCGAUGAAAGAUGGAGUUAAAUGUGUCUUUCUACCCAUAAUUUCAUUUAAAGUACUCCAAAGUUGUUUUCAUCAUUCUUUAAUCAUUGGUCUUGGCUUCAUAAUACAGUUUCUUCUUCUUUUUGUUGAGUUUAGUCACAUAAUUUCUCAAUUUGCAGUAAGUCAACCAGUCAGAUGCGCAGCCAGACUUAUUAGCCACUCCAAGUUCAUUAGAGUUAACUGCACCUCAGAUUGCAGCCCAAAUAAAUGCUUCACAGAGUCCAAGUAAAAGACACAUCUCAACAUCAACUGGUCAGAGGAGACUGUGUGAAUCAGGCCUUCAUUUACAUUCAUGGUUGAAUUGCUGCAAAGAAACCACUACUAAAGGACACCAAUAAGAAGAAGAGACUUGCUUGAGCCAAGAAACACAAGCAAAGAUUUUUGGUUCUAACCGCCUUGUCUUUGUGAGACGCAGAGUAGGUGAACGGAUGAUCUCUGCAUGUGUGGUUCCCACCAUGAAGCAUGGAGGAGGAGGUGUGAUGGUGUGGGGGGUGCUUUGCUGGUGACGCUGUCUGUGAUUUAUUUAGAAUUCAAGGCACUCCCGACCUCAACCCAAUUGAGAUGGUUUGGGAUGAGUUGGACCGCAGAGUGAAGGAAAAGCAGCCAACAAGUGCUCAGCAUAUGUGGGAACUCCUUCAAGACUGUUGGAAAAGCAUUCCCAGUGAAGCUGGUUGAGAGAAUGCCAAGAGUGAUUUAAAGCUGUCAUCAAGGCAAAGGGUUGGCUAUAUAUUUUAAUUUAUUUAACUUUGUUUGGUUACUACAUGAUUCCAUAUGUGUUAUUUCAUAGUUUUGAUGUCUUCACUAUUAUUCUACAAUGUAGAAAAUAGUAAAAAUUAAGAAAAACCCUUGAAUGAGUAGGUGUGUCAACUUUUGACUGGUACUGUAUAAAACAAUCAAUCCCUAAUAAUCAGUACCGUUCAAAAGUUUGGGGUCACUUAGAAAUGUCCAUGUUUUCGAAAGAAAAGCAAUUUGUUUGUCCAUUAAAACAACAUCAAAUUGAUCAGAAAUACAGUGUCGACAUUGUUAAUGUGGUAAAUGGCUAUUGUAGCUGGAAACGGCUGAUUUUUAAUGGAAUAUCUACAUAGGCGUACAGAGGCCCAUUAUCAGCAACCAUCAGUCCUGUGUUCCAAUGGCACAUUGUGUUUGCUAAUACAAGUUUAUCAUUUUAAAAGGCUAAUUGAUCAUUAGAAAACCCUUUUGCAAUUAUGUUAGCACAGCUGAAAACUGUUGUGCUGAUUAAAGAAGCAAUAAAACUGGCCUUCUUGAGACUAGUUGAAUAUCUGGAGCAUCAGCAAUUGUGGGUUCGAUUACAGGCUCAAAAAGGCCAGAAACAAAUAACUUUCUUCUGAAACUCGUCUGUCUAUUCUUGUUCUGAGUAAUGAAGGCUUUUCCAUGUGAGAAAUUGCCAAGAAACUGAAGAUCUCGUACAACACUGUGUAUUACUCCCUUCACAGAACAGCGCAAACUGGCUCUAACCAGAAUAAAAAGAGGAGUGGGAGGCCCCGGUGCACAACUGAGCAAGAGGACAAAUACAUUAGUGUCUAGUUUGAGAAACAGACGCCUCACAGGUCCUCAACUCGCAGCUUCAUUAAAUAGUACCCGCAAAACACCAGUCUCAACGUCGACAGUGAAGCGGCGACUCUGGGAUGCUGACCUUCUAGGCAGAGUUGCAAAGAAAAAGCCAUAUCUCAGACUGGCCAAUAAAAAGAAAAGAUUAAGAUGGGUAAAAGAACACAGACACUAGUCAGAGGAAGAUUGGAUAAAAGUGUUAUGGACAGACGAAUCAAAGUUUGAGGUGUUCGGAUCACAAAGAAGAACAUUUGUGAGACGCAGACCAAAUGAAAAGAUGCUGGAGGAGGCAAUGUGAUGGUCUGGGGGUGCUUUGGUGGUGGAAAUGUGGGAGAUUUGUACAGUGUAAAAGGGAUCUUGAAGAAGGAAGGCUAUCACUCCAUUAUGCAACGCCAUGCCAUACCCCGUGGACGGUGCUUGAUUAGAGCCAAUUUCCUCCUACAGCAGGACAAUGACCAAAUCACAGCUCCAAACUAUGCAAUAACUAUUUAGGGAAGAAGCAGUCAGCUGGUAUUCUGUCUAUAAUGGAGUGGCCAGCACAGUCACCGGAUCUCAACCCUAUUGAGCUGUUGUGGGAGCAGCUUGACCAUAUGGUACAUAAGAAGUGUCCAUCAAGCCAAUCCAACUUGUGGGAGGUGCUUCAGGAAGCAUUGGGUGAAAUCUCUUCAGAUUACCUCAACAAAUGUACAACUAGAAUGCCAAAGGUCUGCAAGGCUGUAAUUGCUGCAAAUGGAGGAUUCUUUGACGAAAGUUUGAAGGACACAAUUAUUACUUCAAUUAAAAAUCAUUAUUUCUAACAUUGUCAAUGACUACAUUUCCUAUUCAUUUUGCUAUAUUUCCUAUUCAAACAAAUUUAAUGUAUGUUUUCAUGGAAAACAAGGACAUUUCUAAGUGACCCCAAACUUUUGAACAGUAGUGUAUACACACAACACAAUCCCCAAAAGGCAGACCAUAUGCUAUCCCCGGCAUUUCCUUCUCAGCCACGUACUAUAAUCUUACGACUCACUUUUGAGACAUGCUACUAUUUAGCAAUUGUUUCAGUGAGAACUUGAAACUACCCAUUGAAGGUAUACGUUUCAAAUUCUUUGGAAGACUAAAGGUAAAGUAGUUACAUAGGUACCUGGGGACCACAAUCUUGUACAAGACACAAUUUAAUCUGAGAGUGUCUCUCCUCCACUUUGAGCCAUCUAAGGCUUUCAAUGUGGGAAUGGUCAAGAUGAGUAUGUGCUGGAAGUUUAAGAAUUUUGCUGACAAAUUUAGUCUGAGAUGUCUGCAAUUUAUGUUUUAUUAUCUUAGGGGCACUAUUGUACCAGGAAGAGCAUGCAUAGUCGAAGUAGCACUGAACAAGAGCCCCUGCCAAUGCCACCAUUGCAUUCUUAUCCAGAUAUUUGGAGGUUCUUGCCAGAAACCUAAUUUUAUGGUUAACUUUGGAGAUAACUUUUUGUGCCAUGCUCUCCCCUGUCAGAUGGUUAUCUAGCACACAUCCAAUAUAAUUAAGUCUUUCCUCAGUUUCACUUUGGACCCGAACAAGAUGGACUGUUUUUCCAAGGUGAAGUCACAGCUUAUUGUCAUAAGCCAUUUACUGACAUUCAGAAGUUCAGCACUGAGGGCUUUCUCAACCACAUUUUUAUCUUUGUGGGAAACCAACAGUGCAGAAUCAUCUGCAGAGAGGGAAAAAGUCACAUGUACAGGCAGAUUUCGGAUCAUUUAUAUACAACAGAAAGAAAUGUGGACCCAACACACUCCCUUGGGGUACCCCGCAGUUCAAGCUUUUGGGUUUAGACAGGGUCCCAUCCACAUCCACCAUCUGUUUCCUUACUUACAGAUAAGAGAGAACCCAUUUUACGGUUGUUAAAGCCCAUGGCUCUUAGUUUGAUUAACAGAAUCUCAUGAUCCACUGUAUCAAACGCCUUUUGGAGAUCUAACAUCUACUUCCUUCCUGAUAUGGUCAGUUUGAUAUAGUAGGCAAGUGUUGGUGGAAUGGGAUUUCCUAAAACCAGAUUAGAGCUCAUAUAGUAGGUUAUGUAAGGAAAUAUAACUGUCAAUCUGCUCGAAGAUAAUAUUUUCUGUGUCCUUCGAUAGAAUACACAGGAUUGAGACAGGCCGAUAUUUUCCAUGAUCUAACUUAUUCCCUUUUUUAUAUAGAGGAAUAACCAUUGCGAGUUUUAGUUCACUGAAAAAAAGCCUAGUUCAAUAGACAGAUUUACAAUGUGAGUUACGCAAGGGGUGAUAAUUAUUGCAGCAUCCCUUAGAAAUAUGGCAGGAAUGUUGUCAAGGCCAGUUGCCUUGGAAUGGUCAAGUUCUUUCAGCUUCUUUAGCACAGUUGACUCAGACACUUUUUCAAAUGAAAAAGUAUCUACUUGAAUCCCCUGCUGCGAGUAAAACUGCUGGACUUGACUCUUCCCAUAGCAACCUGAUUGACAAGGUAACUUGCUAACUAAUGUAUUAGCUAUAGUUGUAAAGUAGCUAUUCAACCAUGGACUUGUCUGAUGUAACCUUUCCUCCAAUGUCCAAUCUAAGAUUUGGAGUUUUGGUCUUUAAUCUACUGUAACCUAACAGCUUCAGACACUUCCAUAAUUUACUCAGAUUGUUCCUAUUCUCAACUAUUUUGUCAUUAAAAUUAUCUUUCUUGGCCUUCUAUCAACCUGUUAACCUCAUUUCUUAAUUUUUUAUAGUCUAUAAAAAUAGAAUCUACCUUGGAUUUCCUGAUCUCCAGAAAGCGUUCAUUUUUCUAAGCUUAAUUGCCUUUAAAAUGUUAUUGUUUAUCCAUGGUUCUGUUCUUUGCUUAAUUCGAAGAUUUUUUUUUUUUAGAUCUUCAAAGACCUUUUAAAACUGUUAUGACAAUUUAAAAAUGUUUUCUGAACCUUCCUACUACAGAAAAUGAUGGAAUGAUCACGGAGCCCAUAGUUUACAACCCCACUGUUUGAUAUCCUUGAUCUAUCCGACACCAACACAAGGUCAAUAAUAGUUUGGGUAGAAGGACAGACCCUAGUGGGCUCAUUAAUCAGCUGGUGUAAGGCAAACAGAUGACAAAAAUUCUUAAGAGCUUUAAAAGUAGCUUUGUCCUUUUUGAGCAUGUCUGUAUUAAAACCACCUGUGACAAUAACCUCUGAUUUACCAAAAUCAAGUCUCCUCCAACAAUUCAUAAAACUUGUACUGGUCUGGUGGUCUAUAACAGGUUCCGACUAUAAUGUGUUUGCAUUUUGGUAAUAGAAUGUCCAACCACAAAGCUUCAAUCUCAUCAUGGUUUAAAUCUGAUCUAUAGUUGAACCCAAUAUUUGAUCUUACAUACAUACAAACUCUCUCGCCUUUGCGAUUGCGGUAAAUUCAGCAAUUGCAUUCUACUCAUAUUACUCUGUAGGCUACUGACCUAUUCAAUGCUUCCCCCAGAAUCUCACCAUACAUACAGUGGGGAGAACAAGAAUUUGAUACACUGUCGAUUUUGCAGGUUUUCCUACUUACAAAGCAUGUAGAGGUCUGUCAUUUUUAUCAUAGGUACACUUCAACUGUGAGAGACGGAAUCUAAAACAAAAAUCCAAAAAAUCACAUUGUAUGAUUUUUAAGUCAUUAAUUUGCAUUUUAUUGCAUGAAAUAAGUAUUUGAUCACCUACCAACCAGUAAGAAUUCCGGCUCUCACAGACCUGUUAGUUUUUCUUUAAGAAGCCCUCCUGUUCUCCACUCACUACCUGUAUUAACUGCACCUGUUUGAACUCGUUACCUGUAUAAAAGACACCUGUCCACACACUCAAUCAAACAGACUCCAACCUCUCCACAAUGGCCAAGACCAGAGAGCUGUGUAAGGACAUCAGGGAUAAAAUUGUAGACCUGCACAAGGCUGGGAUGGGCUACAGGACAAUAGGCAAGUAGCUUGGUGAGAAGGCAACAACUGUUGGCGCAAUUAUUAGAAAAUGGAAGAAGUUCAAGAUGACGGUCAAUCACCCUCGGUCUGGGGCUCCAUGCAAGAUCUCACCUCGUGGGGCAUCAAUGAUCAUGAGGAAGGUGAGGGAUCAGCCCAGAACUAUAAUAAUAAUAAUAUAAUAUGCCAUUUAGCAGACGCUUUUAUCCAAAGCGACUUACAGUCAUGACUACACGGCAGGACCUGGUCAAUGACCUGAAGAGAGCUGGGACCACAGUCUCUAAGAAAACCAUUAGUAACACACUACGCCGUCAUGGAUUAAAAUCCUGCAGCGCACGCAAGGUCCCCCUGCUCAAGCCAGCGCAUGUCCAGGCCCGUCUGAAGUUUGCCAAUGACCAUCUGGAUGAUCCAGAGGAGGAAUGGGAGAAGGUCAUGUGGUCUGAUGAGACAAAAAUAGAGCUUUUUGGUCUAAAAUCCACUCGCCGUGUUUGGAGGAAGAAGAAGGAUGAGUACAACCGCAAGAACACCAUCCCAACCGUGAAGCAUGGAGUGGAAACAUCAUUCUUUGGGGAUGCUUUUCUGCAAAGGGGACAGGACGACUGCACCGUAUUGAGGGGAGGAUGGAUGGAGCCAUGUAUCGCGGGAUCUUGGCCAACAACCUCCUUCCCUCAGUAAGAGCAUUGAAGAUGGGUCGUGGCUGGGUCUUCCAGCAUGACAACGACCCGAAACACACAGCCAGGGCAACUAAGGAGUGGCUCCGUAAGAAGCAUCUCAAGGUCCUGGAGUGGCCUAGCCAUUCUCCAGACCUGAACCCAAUAGAACAUCUUUGGAGGGAGCUGAAAGUCCAUAUUGCCCAGCGACAGCCCCGAAACCUGAAGGGUCUGGAGAAGGUCUGUAUGGAGGAGUGGGCCAAAAUCCCUGCUGCAGUGUGUGCAAACCUGGUCAAGACCUACAGGAAACGUAUAAUCUCUGUAAUUGCAAACAAAGGUUUCUGUACCAAAUAUUAAGUUCUGCUUUUCUGAUGUAUCAAAUACUUAUGUCAAGCAAUAAAAUGCUUAUUUAUUUUUUAAUUUCUUAAUUUCUUAAAAAUCAUACAAUGUGAUUUUCUGGAUUUUUGUUUUAGAUUCCGUCUCUCACAGUUGAAGUGUACCUAUGAUAAAAAAUUACAGACCUCUACAUGCUUUGUAAGUAGGAAAACCUGCAAAAUCGGCAGUGUAUCAAAUACUUGUUCUCCCCACUGUAUGCCUGUAGUUAUUGAACUCAACGUGCAGAAGGUUUGUUUGUUGUGAAUGAGUGGGGGGGAACCAGCCAGGCCCACCCUUCGCCCCUGAAUGGUUGUGUGCCAUGUCUAUCAUGUUAAACACCUAUCAAGGAUUGUGAAAUCUGGCAUGUGUCUGCAAUGUAGUCAGCCUCGAACCCAUCAUUUACAAUUGUCUUUAUGUUGUCUGCAAUGCCUCUUUAAGGGGACAGUUCACUCUAAAAUCAAAGUCUGUCAAGCAUUUGCAGACCUCAGAAGUGGUCUAAUGUUGAUAUAUGUCCAUGUCGCAUGGCAUCCGUUUUAUUGAGCUAUAUGCCAAAUGAAAUGGAAAGAUAGGCUAGUAGUUUAAUUUACUGAUUUAAUUCGGUGUCUACAUUUUCGGUAUAUAGCUGGAAAUACACAAAACUUGGGAUGUGGACACAUCUCGACGUUCGACCAAACUUUGAACUAUCACUUUAAGUUUAACGAAUGUAUGUUUCUGAUUGGUUCCUGGGCCCUCUAGAUCUGGUGGCUGGACGCAGAGCUGACGUGUGGUCAGACGCGCCCGCUAGUCUUCACUCAGGGCCAUUCAGUCUGCAACCGCUCCUUCUUCCCCUGCUUCGACACACCUGCUGUCAAGAGCACUUACACCGCUACUGUCAGGGUGAGUGUCCCUGUCACACCUCUAGUGCCGGUUUCCAGAGAAACCUGACCCUAUUGUUUUGAUGUUGACAUAACAUAAACCUGUCUUUACAUUUUUAUGUAACACACAUCAGCCGUCAAGAGCACCUACACGCCACCAUCAGGGCAAGUCACCAUACAAACCUGCGUCGUGUUGAUGUAGCUAAUGUUUAUUUAAAAAAUAUAUAUAUUUAACCUUCAUUUUAUAAGGUAGUCAUACUGAGACCAAGGUCUCUUUUACAGAUGAGCUCUGAAUUACAGAAAUUACAGAAAAUACACACAUCAAAAUAUAAAUACAAAAUGCAAGCAGAAAGAAGAAACAGUCAUAAAAAACAAACGCAUUCAUCAGUAAUAAGGUAAUAAGGGUCUCAAUCAGCUUUCUGAAUUGCACUAGAGGCACCAGAACAUCAAGUUUAAGAACAUUUUGAAGAUUGUUCCACAAAUAAGGUGCAAGAAAACAACUAAAAGCUGAUUUAACUAACUCAGUAGAGACCAAAGGAACUUCCAGAGUUAGCCAUCCCUGAGACUGGGUGUGGUAACUCAAAUGUCUGAAGUUUAGUAAUGAUGUUCGGUACAUGGGGACUUUUUGUAAAAGGGCUUUAUAAAUAGCAACGUAUCAACCUAUGUGACAUCAAAGAGGGCCAACCAACUUUCUGGUAGAGAAUGCAGUGAUGAGUACUAAAACUGUCGCCCGUAACAAAGUGCAGUGCACUAUGAUGAACUGCAUCUAACGGCUUUAAUGAAGUGACAGCUGAGUUCAUGUGAAAGAAAAAAAAAAGUAUGCACUCACUAACUGUAAGUCGCUCUGGAUAAGAGCGUCUGCUAAAUGACUAAAAUGUAAAAUGAUGUCGCCAUAGUCUAGGACUGAUAGGAACGUCGACUGAAGAAUCUGCUUUCUACUAUUUAGCGAGAGGCAGGACCUAUUUAUAUAGAACAAGCCCAUUUUUAUUCUCAGCUUCUUAACUAACUCAUCAAUAUGCUUUUUAAGACAGCUUUUCAUCUAUCCAGAUGCCCAGAUAUUUGUAAGCACAGACACGAUCAAUAUGGACACCAUCCAAAGUACAUUUGCUUAAAACAUCAGACUUAUUUUUAUGCUCUCUAGAGAACAACAUAUACUUAGUUUUACCUGCAUUUAGUACUAAUUUCAGGUCAAUAAAGGUUGUCUGUAGUACAAUGAAGGCAGACUGUAGUUCAGAUAGAUCCUGGUCAACAGUGGGGGCAAUAGCAUACACAACAGUAUCAUCGGCAUACAAGUGCAGGUUAAAUGUUUUUACAGACAAGUCGAUAUUGUUAAUGUAAACAGUAAAAAGUACAGGACCUAGAACCGACCCCUGCAGGACACCUUUCGUAAUACCCAGGAAACAUGAUUUAAUACCAUAAGUAGAUAUACAGUGUAUUCUGAAAGUUUUCAGACCCCUUGACUUUUUCCACAUUUUGUUACGUUACAGCCUUAUUCUAAAAUUGAUUAAAUAGUUUUCCCCCCCCCCUCAUCAAUCUACACACAAUACCCCAUAAUGACAAAGCAAAAACAGGUUUUUAGACAUUUUUGCACAUUUAUAAAAAAAAAAAAGAACUGAAAUAUCACAUUUACAUAAGUAUUCAGACCCUUUACUCAGUACUUUGUUGAAGCACCUUUGGCAGCGAUUACAGCCUCGUCUGCUUGGGUAUGUCGCUACAAGCAUGGCACACCUGUAUUUGGGGAGUUUCUCCCAUUCUUCUCUGCAGAUCCUCUCAAGCUCUGUCAGGUUGGAUAGGGAGUGUCGCUGCACAGCUAUUUUCAGGUCUCUCCAGAGAUGUUCGAUCGGGUCCGGCCUCUGGCUGGGCCACUCAAGGACAUUCAGAGACUUGUCCUGAAGUCUCUCCUGUGUUGUCUUGGCUGUGUGCUUAGGGUCGUUGUCCUGUUGGAAGGUGAACCUUCGCCCGAGUCUGAGGUCCUGAGCGCUCUGGAACAGGUUUUCAUCAAGGAUCUCUCUGUACUUUGCUACGUUCAUCUUUCCCUCGAUCCUGACUAGUCUCCCAGUCCCAGCAGCUGAAAAACAUCCCCACAGCAUGAUGCUGCCACCACUAUGCUUCACCGUAGGGAUGGUGCCAGGUUUCCUCCAGACGUGACGCUUGGCAUUCAGGCCAAAGAGUUCAAUCUUGGUUUCAUCAGACCAGAAAAUCUUGUUUCUCAUGGUCUGAGAGUCCUUUAGGUGCCUUUUGGCAAACUCCAAGCGGGCUGUCAUGUGCCUUUUACUGAGGAGUGGCUUCCGUCUGGCCACUCUACCAUAAAAGCCUGAUUGGUGUAGUGCUGCAGAGAUGGCUGUCCUUCUGGAAGGUUCUCCCAUCUCCACAGAGGAACUCCGGAGCGCUGUCAGAGUGACCAUCGGGUUCUUGGUCACCUCCCUGACCAAGGCCCUUCUCCCCCAAUUGCUCAGUUUGGCUGGGCGGCCAGCUCUAGGAAGAGUCUUGGUGGUUCCAAACUUCUUCCAUUUAAGAAUGAUGUAGGCCACUGUGUUCUUGGGGACCUUCAAUGCUGCAGACAUUUUUUGGUACCCUUCCCAAGGUCUGUGCCUCAACACAAUCCUGUCUCGGAACUCUACGGGCAAUUCCUUCGACCUCAUGGCUUGGUUUUUGCUCUGACAUGCACUGUCAACUGUGGGACCUUAUAUAGACCGGUGUGUGCCUUUCCAAAUAAUGUCCAAUCAAUUGAAUUUACCACAGGUGGGCUCCAAUCAAGUUGUAAAAACAUCUCAAGGAUGAUCAAUGAAAACAGGAUGCACCUUAGCUCAAUUUCGAGUCUCAUAGCAAAGGGUCUGAAUACUUAUGUAAAUAAGGUAUUUCUGUUUCUUAUUUUUAUAAAUGUGAAUACUUUCCGAAUGCACUGUACAUUGAGUUCUAUCUGUCAAGAAUCCUUGAUUUUUUUCUCAGCUAAGAUCUUUCUUAUCUUUGAAAUGUAUUCUAAAUGUACAGUCGAGUUUUAGACCAGGUCGUAGCACUAUACUGUUGAUCACUCAAUCCUAAUUCAGAGGCUUUCCUCGAUUGGCCUAGAACAGGCUGCAUGUAACUGGUAAAAAAAAUUACUAAUAUUUUAGCUAGGCAAGAAAGUUUAGAAAUAGGCCGAUAAUUAUUUAGGUCACAAGGGUCAGCACCUUUGAAGGGGGAGUACAUGGGCCACCUUCCAAACCUUGGGGAUAGUACCAGAUAUAAUCGUCAGGUGAAAAAUAUUACAUUUACAUUUUCGUCAUUUAGCAGACGCUCUUAUCCAGAGCGUCUUACAAAUUGGUGGAUUCACCUUAUGAUAGCCAGUGGGACAACCACUUUACAAUAUUUUUUUUUGAGGAGUUGGGGUAAGGGGGGGUAGAAGGAUUACUUUAUCCUAUCCCAGGUAUUCCUUAAAGAGGUGGGGUUUCAAGUGUCUCCGGAAGGUGGUGAGUGACUCCGCUGUCCUGGCGUCGUGAGGGAGCUUGUUCCACCAUUGGGGUGCCGGAGCAGCGAACAGUUUUGACUGGGCUGAGUGGGAACUGUGCUUCCGUAGAGGUAGGAGAGCUAGCAGGCCAGAGGUGGAUGAACGCAAUGCCCUCGUUUGGGUGUCGGGACUGAUCAGAGCCUGAAGGUACGGAGGUGCCGUUCCCCUCACAGCUCCGUAGGCAAGCACCAUGGUCUUGUAGCAGAUGCGAGCUUCAACUGGAAGCCAGUGGAGUGUGCGGAGGAGCGGGGUGACGUGAGAGAACUUGGGAAGGUUGAACACCAGUUAAUGAUUGAGCAAUCAGUGGGGCAGAGAGUUGCAGCAAAAAUGGAUCAAGCAUAUUAGCUCCAAUGGAUCUUUUUACAUCAAUCUUAAGCAAGGCAUCUAGCACAUCACAGAUAGUAAAUUGUUGAAAUGAAAACAAAUAUUCACUAGAAGUUGACGGGUUAACCAUCGAGUCAGCUAGAGGCUGGCAGAGGGAAGAGCAGUCAAUUGACUGACCAGGGUUAAUAUACCACCGUUUCUGUCAAAUAAAAAGCCUGCAGUGAUAAAAUGUUGAUUUUAAAGCAUCACUUAUCCUAUUCCCAGUUAUUAUGCCAGAGUCAGACAGAACUUGCUUAGGCAGGGAAGAAGAGGAAUUUGUACGCUUCAGUGCAUUUACUGUUUUCCUAAAUUUAGAAGGAUCACCAGCAGAGUCAGAUAGAGCUUAAAAGGUAGCUUGAUUUAGCAUUCUUAAUCAAGAUAGUACAUCUGUUUCUCAAUUGUCUGAAACAUUGCCAGUCCACUACAGAGUCAGUUUUCCUUGGUUUGGCCAAGGCCUGAUUUCUCCUCUGAAUGAGCUCAGAUUAUUCUGAAGAAUUCCCAAGGGUUCGAUCUAUCUUUGAUUCUGAAUUGUUUAAAAGGGGCAUGUUCAUCUGCCAGAGGAAUAAAUAUGGAGGAUACAUUUUCUAGAGCCAACACAGGGUCAGGAAUACAGGAAGGAGUGGCUAAAUCAGAGUAGAACAUGUCAUGUAAAAAACAUUGAGCAGAAAAUGUAAAAUGUAUCUUCUUAAUUGCAUGAGGAUUAGUAUUUUUCUUUUUCGUAUCUCUAAUACAUACUAUGGGACAAUGAUCACUGAGCUCAUAUGAAAAUACUCCACUAGACAAAUAUUUAUGGGGGUUAUUAGUAAGAAUUAAAUAAAUCAAUGAAGAGUUAACAGGGUUUUUCACAUUUAGCCAUGUGGGUUUUGAGAUCAAUUGAGUCAGAUUAAAAUCAAUGCAUAUACUCUUAAAUUGAUCUGAGGCCAGGGAUAGCCAAUCCAGAUUCAAAUCCCCUAAAAUGACCAACUUCGAGGACAGAAAAGGUGUUAAACACUCAGAUAUAGCACCAAUAGCAUCUGUCAUGGCAGCAGCGGGGCGGUAAAUCCCACAACAAAUAAAUGUUUAUUCUGGUUUAUGGACACAUCUACAACCAGGAGGUCAAAUCUCUUGGGUAACGUAACGGAGUUAAGAACGUACCGUAAGCUCACUCCACAGCUAGCUUCAAAUGUCGCUGAUGGUGCUAUCGAAUUUGAGAGCUCAAAUGGUUGGUAAGUUGUCACGGAGGGCUGUCACGUGUGUUUGCGAGCAGAGGAUCACUGGUUCGAGCCCGGUAUGGGGACAGGGACAGUGGAGGAAGCUAUACUUAUAGCAGCACACUGAUGUCCGUUUUACUAACAGGUGUGAGAAAACUAGGCUGUGUUUACUAGCCCACGGUGUCAUGGCGUCAUUCACCUUCCCUGUCCCCGCGUCCAGGGUUGGUCAUACCGGGAAUUAACCAAGGCGUUACAUACAAUGGGUAUAAAAGUGGGAAAAAACUAAACCAAAAAGUAUUUGGUUUGUUCAAGUAAUACCUUGUGUUCUUUCAAUGUGUUCUCUUGUUUUGUGCCUAUGCUUCAGCUUAGGUUUGGUACAUUCCCCUGUUUAAAUAAAUCAUAAAUCAAUUCCAAAAGUCGUGUUACAGUGUUUGCAUUCAAGGUCAGGAUUUUAUAUAAGGGUAUUAGCAUACAGCAUUAAAUUCACUUGAAAGUGCUAUCCAAAGUGCACAUUAUGUUUUUAAUGGGACCUCCAAUGUUUUAUGGGCUUUAUAGUAAAGAAAUGUAAUUUAACUGUAAAAAUGUAUACACUUUUAAUGUGUCAUGAACACAACCAGUUUUGAUGUUUUCAUCUGAUUGUCAAACAAAUCACUUCAAAAAGUAGGUUAAGUAGAUUACCUGCGCAUGCUUGUCUACUCCAAAAUAAGUCCAGCAUCCGAACAGUGCACUGUGCACCUGCCAUUUGAAUGGAAAGGGACAUCUAUUACAAACACCAUAAGUGGAAUGAUAUUCAGCCUACAAAGUGGUGUGUAUUAAUGAAUGCCAAGGGAAGCCAGGCUUUGCCAAAAAUUAAGAAUAGAAAAUAAACAAAUGUAUAAAAUGAUUUCUCAUUUGUGUGUCUGUUUCAUAAUUGUCCUUGAAUUCGCAAGGGGCUGAAUCUAUUUAAUCAGAGAAAACCUUGAGCGAGGCAAACAGCGCCCCUCUGUCUUAGUGUCUGUAGCCUAUCAGAUACAUGGGUUACACAUACUAAGACGGAGGGGCACUGUUUCGCUCGCUCAAGGUUUUCUCUGAUGCUUUCUUCGUUGAGAUUGAUGAGUCUUGCUGUUGGUGUGCAUCUUGGUCAAAAUUAUCAAAAUAUUCAGACUCAGAGUUUGAAUCUUAAUCUUGGUUUAUUUGCUCUCUCUGUCUGUCUUGGUUUCUCUCCAUUUUAAUCUGGUUUGUCUAAAUAAAAUGGCUUUUAUAGAAUUACACCACUGUUUCUUUAAUCUCACUGUUAAUCUCACUCUGCUUUUCACAAUCUACAUCUCACUAUCCCUUCUGUAGUCUCAUUAGCACUCAUUGUCCUGUGACUGUGACACUCCUGCUUUGACAUAAUCUCCCUUUGUCACCAAGAGCAUCAAAAUGAGUUUCAUGAACUUUUUGUGUUUUUGUGGUGUGUGUGUGUGUGUGUGUGUGUGUGUGUGUGUGUGUGUGUGUGUGUGUGUGCAUGCCUGUUUGUGGGCGUGUGCAGGUGCCGGAUGGUGUGACGGUGUUGAUGAGUGCCUCCCGUACUGCCUACUCCAAGCAGGACAGGGUGUUCCAGUUCUCCAUGGAGUACCCCGUCCCAGCCUACCUGGUGGCCCUGGUGGCAGGGGACCUGCAGCACGUCGACAUCGGCCCCAGGUCAGUGGGAGUGACCCGAGUUAGCGUUAAUCUUCAUGUACUGGACCUAUGUCUCAAUUAUCUCUUCUUCCUCCCAAAGUGUGCACUUGUUCACUUCCCUUCACUCAUUUGAAAGGAAAUGACUGGCAUAUAUGGUGGAAACUCCCACUAGCUAAUGCCUCCACCAAUCCAAUGCUUUAAGAUUUGUGGGAAGUAGUGAAAGAGCAGUGUAGACUUCAGGAGAAAGAUAUUAGAGAAAUUAUUGUGAUGCAACCUUUGUCAUGAAUGUGUCAAACUCCAGUCCUUGAGGGCUGCAGUUACUGUUGGUUGUCGUUCCUCCCUUAAAUUGAUCAAUUAAGUCAUUGAUUAGCGAGGAAGUCCACACACCAUUGUUUCCUAGGUCUAAAUCAGACAAUAAUAUACAGUGGGGAAAAAAAGUAUUUAGUCAGCCAGCAAUUGUGCAAGUUCUCCCACUUAAAAAGAUGAGAGAGGCCUGUAAUUUUCAUCAUAGGUACACGUCAACUAUGACAGACAAAAUGAGACAAAAAAAUCCAGAAAAUCACAUUGUAGGAUUUUUUAUGAUUUUAUUUGCAAAUUAUGGUGGAAAAUAAGUAUUUGGUCAAUAACAAAAGUUUCUCAAUACUUUGUUAUAUACCCUUUGAUGGCAAUGACACAGGUCAAACGUUUUCUGUAAGUCUUCACAAGGUUUUCACACACUGUUGCUGGUAUUUUGGCCCAUUCCUCCAUGCAGAUUUCCUCUAGAGCAGUGAUGUUUUGGGGCUGUCGCUGGGCAACACAGACUUUCAACUCCCUCCAAAGAUUUUCUAUGGGGUUGAGAUCUGGAGACUGGCUAGGCCACUCCAGGACCUUGAAAUGCUUCUUACGAAGCCACUCCUUCGUUGCCCGGGUGGUGUGUUUGGGAUCAUUGUCAUGCUGAAAGACCCAGCCACGUUUCAUCUUCAAUGCCCUUGCUGAUGGAAGGAGGUUUUCACUCAAAAUCUCACGAUAUAUGGCCCCAUUCAUUCUUUCCUUUACACGGAUCAGUCGUCCUGGUCCCUUUGCAGAAAAACAGCCCCAAAGCAUGAUGUUUCCACCCCCAUGCUUCACAGUAGGUAUGGUGUUCUUUGGAUGCAACUCAGCAUUCUUUGUCCUCCAAACACAACGAGUUGAGUUUUUACCAAAAAGUUCUAUUUUGGUUUCAUCUGACCAUAUGACAUUCUCCCAAUCCUCUUCUGGAUCAUCCAAAUGCACUCUAGCAAACUUCAGACGGGCCUGGACAUGUACUGGCUUAAGCAGGGGGACACGUCUGGCACUGCAGGAUUUGAGUCCCUGGCGGCGUAGUGUGUUACUGAUGGUAGGCUUUGUUACUUUGGUCCCAGCUCUCUGCGGGUCAUUCACUAGGUCCCCCCGUGUGGUUCUGGGAUUUUUGCUCACCGUUCUUAUGAUCAUUUUGACCCCACGGGGUGAGAUCUUGCGUGGAGCUCCAGAUCGAGGGAGAUUAUCAGUGGUCUUGUAUGUCUUCCAUUUCCUAAUAAUUGCUCCCACAGUUGAUUUCUUCAAACCAAGCUGCUUACCUAUUGCAGAUUCAGUCUUCCCAGCCUGGUGCAGGUCUACAAUUUUGUUUCUGGUGUCCUUUGACAGCUCUUUGGUCUUGGCCAUAGUGGAGUUUGGAGUGUGACUGUUUGAGGUUGUGGACAGGUGUCUUUUAUACUGAUAACAAGUUCAAACAGGUGCCAUUAAUACAGGUAACGAGUGGAGGACAGAGGAGCCUCUUAAAGAAGAAGUUACAGGUCGGUGAGAGCCAGAAAUCUUGCUUGUUUGUAGGUGACCAAAUACUAAUUUUCCACCAUAAUUUGCAAUUAAAUUCAUUAAAAAUCCUACAAUGUGAUUUUCUGGAUUUUUUUCCCUCAAUUUGUCUGUCAUAGUUGACGUGUACCUAUGAUGAAAAUUACAGGCCUCUCUCAUCUUUUUAAGUGGGAGAACUUGCACAAUUGGUGGCUGACUAAAUACUUUUUUUCCCCACUGUAAAUGAAAGAACAACAUCCAGCUGACACUGUGGCAUUCCAGGCCUUGAGUUUGACGCCCCUGUACUGGCCCUAUGCAUCCACAUAUUAUCAUGUGUCAAUGUCCUCCUUCCUCCAUACCUUCAUAUAUUUGCCCUAGUGACCUAAUCGGCAGCAUCACAUGAGAUUUUCACAUGCACGCCAGCGUGGACGGGAAAUAUUUCUGGUAUCUCAGAUUGUUCUGGCAAUUCUCACAUAGAAACUUCAUUGGGUGGAAGGAUGUUCGAUAUGCUUUUUACAUUUGUAUCACAAACCAUUUUAGAGAAAAUCAUGAUUAAAGUGGCAAUUUUAAGCUCCUUUUAGACCUUUACAUGCCUCCUGUGAUCCGUGAACCAUACAUGAUAUAGACAACAUCUAGGAGUCAUUAUACUCCUUAUAGUGUGCUCUAAAAUAUGAAGUAUGUCUAGAUUUUGAAAUAAAAUGUUUCGCAUAAAUGUAUUCAACAUAAAAAAAUAUGAAUAUGAAUAUCUUAAAACUACCCUUUUUUGAUUUUGUUCAUUUUUAGACAUAUUGUUGAAAACGAUAUACUCUAGAAGUACAUCACAUUUCCAGAGUGGGCUGGCGUGGAAUCGCCCAAAUAGCAUGUGAUUUCUAUUAUCUAGCUAUAGUGGAAACGUUUCACCUCACUAGGAACCAAAUGGAAGUAAACUGUUCGAAACUGGGUGGGACCUACCUGAAUUUGUCCAAUAAGAAACUCGUUUUUGCUGCAAAACGUUUUUGCUACGGUUUGCACUAAUGAAUACACCCCUGCUGUCUUCCUCUGGCAGGAGCCGGGUGUGGGCAGAGCCGUGUAUACUGACCUGUGCUGUGAGCAAGCUAGGGGGUAGCGUGGAGCACUGGCUGAACGUGGCGGAGGACCUCUUCGGACCCUACUUGUGGGGAAGGUUAGAGCAAUACAGUUAUUUGUUCUAUGACACAAGAAUCUCAACUAUAUAGAACAAUGCAUGAGGGUACAGGUCAUGUUUUUUGUGACACUUAUGCACACCAGAGUAUGUAAACGGGGCGGAGCUGGAGCAGAGCGAGGAGCGUGCCCAAUUUGACUGGAGCGCUGAGCGAGAUUCCCAAAGGCUGGGGCUUUGUCCUUGUUGCCUGCUCCAAUUUCGCUCCAGUAGCGCUCACUUCACGAGCUCAGGGCAUGCCCGGCCCAGCAUGCAUUUGUAGUCUACUUGAGUCCUGCUAUAGCCCCUUGCUUUAGCUACCGUCACGGAGUUCGCUAAAUAUUUUCAUAAAGAAACUGAUAGAACACACAGGUGCUAAAUCAAGGUAACUUACAAAGAUGAGGACCAAGAGUGGGGUGAUGUAGUGUCCACAACUAAAGAAUCAUUGUGGAAUCUGAAAAUACACUUAUUGUCACGAUCGUCUAGGAGUGAAGGAGACCAAAGCGCAGCGUUUGCAGCGAACAUGUUGACUUUAUUACUUAAAGCAACCACGAAAAACAACAAAUGACGAUAGUGAAGUCCAACGACAAUGACUGAACACGGAACACUGGAACACUGGAACAAAAACCCACAAACACAAGGUGAAAACACACAGUUUAAAUAUGGCUCCCAAUCAGAGAUAACGAGCCGACAGCUGACACUCGUUACCUCCGAUUGGGAGUCAUUGAAAACAAACAAGGAAACACAACCACAUGACUACCCAACCAAACAGAAAACAACGAAACGAACACACCCUAAACCCAACCUAACCAAAACAAAACCCCAACAAAACGAAUACACCCUGGCUCAACUACAAGUCCCGGAGCCAGAGUGUGACAGUACCCCCCCCCUAAAGGCGCGGACUGCGACCGCGCCUCAACUAGGGCUAACCAAGGGAGGGCUGGGUGGGCAUACCUCUUCGGCGGUGGUUCAGGCUCUGGUCGUGAUCCCCACCCCACCAUAGUCACUACCCGCUUUCGUAGCCUCCUCCAACUGACCACCCUCCAAAUUAACCCCACCGGAUUAAGGGGCAGCACCGGACUAAGAGGCAGCACCGGACUAAGGGGCAGCACCGGACUAAGGGGCAGCACCGAGCUAAGGGGCAGCACCGGACUAAGGAGCAGCACCGGACUGAAUGGCGGAUCCUGGCUGGCUGGCUCUGGCGGAUCCUGGCUGGCGGGCGGAUCCUGGCUGGACGGCUCUGGCGGAUCCCGGCUGGACGGCUCUGGCGGAUCCCGGCUGGACGGCUCUGGCGGAUCCCGGCUGGACGGCUCUGGCGGAUCCCGGCUGGACGGCUCUGGCGGAUCCCGGCUGGACGGCUCUGGCGGAUCCCGGCUGGACGGCUCUGGCGGAUCCCGGCUGGACGGCUCUGGCGGAUCCCGGCUGGACGGCUCUGGCGGAUCCCGGCUGGACGGCUCUGGCGGAUCCCGGCUGGACGGCUCAUGGCUGGCUGACGGAUCUGGCUGCUCAUGGCUGGCUGACGGAUCUGGCUGCUCAUGGCUAGCUGACGGAUCUGGCUGCUCAUGGCUGGCUGACGGAUCUGGCUGCUCAUGGCUGGCUGACGGAUCUGGCUGUUCAUGGCUGGCUGACGGAUCUGGCUGCUCAUGGCUGGCGGAAGGCUCUGGCUGAUCCUGUCUGGCGGACGGCUCUGGCUGAUCCUGUCUGGCGGAAGGCUCUGGCUGAUCCUGUCUGGCGGAAGGCUCUGGCUGAUCCUGUCUGGCGGAAGGCUCUGGCUGAUCCUGUCUGGCGGAAGGCUCUGGCUGAUCCUGUCUGGCGGAAGGCUCUGGCUGCUCCUGUCUGGCGGAGAGCUCUAGCGGCUCCGGUCUGGCGGACGGCUCUGAAGGCUCAUGGCAGACGGGCGGCUUUGCAGGCUCAGUACAGACGGGCAGUUCCUGCGGCGCUUGGCAGACGGACAGUUCAGACGGCGUUGGGCAGACGGGCAGUUUCAGACGGCGUUGGGCAGACGGACAGUUCAGGCCCCGUUGGGCAGACGGGCAGUUCAGACGGCGUUGGGCCGACGGACAGUUCAGGCCCCGUUGGGCAGACGGCAGACUCUGGCUGUCUGAGGCGCAUCGUAGGCCUGGUGCGUGGUGCCGGAACAGGAGGUACCCGGCUGAGGACACGCAUCUCAGGGCUAGUGCGGAGAGAAGCAACAGGGCAUGCUGGACCCUGGGGACGCACCGUAGGCCUGAUGCGUGGUGCCGGAACUGGAGGUACCGGGCUGAGGACACGCAUCUCAGGGCUAGUGCGGGAAGCAGGAACAGGGCAUACUGGACCCUGGGGACGCACCGUAGGCCUGAUGCGUGGUGCCGGAACUGGAGGUACCGGGCUGAGGACACGCAUCUCAGGGCUAGUGCGGGAAGCAGGAACAGGACGCACAGGACUCGGGGAACACACAGGAGGCUUAGUGCGUGGUGUAGGCACUGGUGGUACUGGACUGGAGACAGGAGGUGGUGCCGGAAAUACCGGACCGUGCAGGCGUACUGGCUCCCUUGAGCACUGAGCCUGACCAACCUUACCUGGUUGUAUGCUCCCCGUCGCCUGACCAGUACAGGGAGGUGGAAUAACCCGCACCGGGCUAUGUAGGCGAACCGGGGACACCAUGCGUAAGGCUGGUGCCAUGUAAGCCGGCCCGAGGAGACGCACUGGUGACCGGAUGCGUGGGGCCGGCCUCAUGACAUCUGGCUCAAUGCUCAGUCUAGCCCGGCCGAUACGUGGAGCCGGAAUGUACCGAACCGGGCUAUGCCUGCGUACAGGAGACACCAUGCGCUCUACUGCGUAACACGGUGUCUGCCCGUACUCUCGCUCUCCACGGUCAGUCCAGGGAGUAGGCGCAGGUCUCCUACCUGACUUCGCCACACUCCCUUCUAGCCCCCCCCCAAGAAAUUUUUGGGUAGUACUCUCGGGCUUCCAGCCUUGCCUCCGUGCUGCCUCCUCAUAUCGCCGCCUCUCGGCUUUAGCUGCCUCCCGCUCUUCACGAGGACGGCGAUAUUCUCCCGGUUGAUCCCAAGGCCCCUCACCAUCCAGAAUCUCCUCCCAUGUCCAUGAAUCCUUUAUGGGAGUCCAUAAAUCCUGUGUAGGUAGGUCCUGUUGCCGCUUGACACGCUGCUUGGUCUUUUUGUGGUGGGUUUUUCUGUCACGAUCGUCUAGGAGUGAAGGAGACCAAAGCGCAGCGUUUGCAGCGAACAUGUUGACUUUAUUACUUAAAGCAACCACGAAAAACAACAAAUGACGAUAGUGAAGUCCAACGACAAUGACUGAACACGGAACACUGGAACACUGGAACAAAAACCCACAAACACAAGGUGAAAACACACAGUUUAAAUAUGGCUCCCAAUCAGAGAUAACGAGCCGACAGCUGACACUCGUUACCUCCGAUUGGGAGUCAUUGAAAACAAACAAGGAAACACAACCACAUGAUUACCCAACCAAACAGAAAACAACGAAACGAACACACCCUAAACCCAACCUAACCAAAACAAAACCCCAACAAAACGAAUACACCCUGGCUCAACUACAAGUCCCGGAGCCAGAGUGUGACACUUAUCCCGAAAGCAUGAUGGUGUACUUUAUUUACUACGUGCACAUGCUAAAAGAAAGGAAUGAGGUGGGUAGAUAACUAAGUGUGUCAUUGUAGCAAAGUAUUUAUAAAGUAAAUACUUUGCAACGUUUCGUUUCUAUUAUCUAUACCAGGGUUCGUCAACUAGGUUUGGCCUCGGGCCAAGUUUUUUCUGAGCUAAUAGUUGGUGGGCCAGAACAUAAUUAGCAUAUAAUAUUAGCACAAUUAAUUGCCCUACACAACAAAUUGAACAACAUUUAACACAUCUGAGUAGUACAUAAUACAUUUAGUGACAAUAACAUAACAAUUUUGAUCUGAUUACGCUCAUAAAAUCACCAAUGUCUCUAUUCAGUUAUUAUUUUUGUCUAUUUCUCUGUGCGUUGAUUGCUGGGGAAUGAGAGGUCUACGUAGACUACUGUAGGCUAAACUACUUUUUUAUGUCAACAUUCGUUCAGAACAAUUAGCUUGAUAGCAAGAGAAAAUGUCGCUCUCAAAGUAUCAAAAGGUGGAUAAUGAAAAUCAAAGUUUCAGGGAAGAAUGUACAGAGAGAUAUGCGUUCAUCUUACCAUAUUUUCCCAAUGCCAAGCCAGUGGGUCUUAUUUGCAAUGAAAAUGUCGCUGCUUGCAAUCUGACUUCAUUAUGAAUCUAAGCAUGGAACAAAGUGGUCUUCCCUCCCCAGACAGAGGCCCGACGCAGAAACAUUAAAGCGUUAACUGCAAGCUACACACACGGCUUAUUUGGCUGACAUAUUCUGUCACAAACGGGUUAAAUCUGCAGUUACAAGGAAGAGGGAAAACAGUCGUGUACAUGGUGGAAAAACUUGAGGCCUUUAUUAGGAAGCUUGAGUUGUUCAAUUUGGACUGGAAGGCUACUGCACUUCAGCACACUGAAGAAACGACAGACAGAGGGACCAGGCCGCACCAUUGUCACAGAGGUGUUGGAAGAUUUCAUCAAGCAGCUGAGGGACAACUUCUCCACCAGAUUUGAAGACUACAGCAUGCCCAAGGAUAUCAUUGCAUUUAUACGUGAUCCUCUCAGUCCGCCCAGGUGGAAAAUUCUCCUCCCUUGCUAAGAAAACGAUACACUCGCUGGAUGAGGCCGCAAUACAAACGGAGCUGAUUGAAUUCCAGACAUCGAGACAAAUCACGGAUGAGCUCAGGAGGGCCGAAUCCUUGUGUGCGUUUUUGGUGGCAUGCUCAGAGGAAUACAGCACAGUAAAGAAACUACCAUUUUAUGUGCUAACAAUGUUUGGAUCGACUUACACCUGCGAGUCCUCCUUUUCCUCAAUGAACGCAACAUAGAUUCACGACAGGAAUCGGCUUUCACAUAAGUCAGACUGCCUGCGCAUUAAAAUCAAAUCCAUCUCACCCGACAUCCACAAGAUUGUGUCCGAGUAAGGUGGACUCCAAUCAAGUUGUAGAAACAUCUCAAGGAUGAUCAAUGGAAACAGGAUGCACCUGAGCUCAAUUUUGAGUCUUAUAGCAAAGGGUCUGAAUACUUAUGUAAAUAAGGUGUUUCUGUUUUCUUUAUUUUUAAUAAACCUGUUUUAGCUUUGUCAUUAUGGGGUAUUGUGUGUAGAUUGGUGAGUAAUAUUUUUUAUUUAAUCAAUUUUAGAAUAAGGCUGUAACCUAACAAAAUAUGGAAAAAGUCAAGGGGUCUGAAUACUUUCCGAAUGCACUAUAGGUAGGGUAACUUCCUUCUUGGGACAUUGCGUUUGGGACUUUUGGUCCUAGAUGUUUUAUUAUUUCUAAAUGAAAAAAAUAUUCAUAAUAUUGAUUUGGCCUGCGGGCCACCAGUUGGGAAACCCUGAUCUAUACAAUACACCAUUGCAUGAGCCUGAAGUCACAGACUGGCCAAACUUGUGUUUCUAAAAAUGAAUUCAAAAAAUGAAUUCAAAGGCACUAAUAAGUCAUUUUUAGUUUAAUUUGUAUUUAAUUCUAAGUAAGUCACAGCCUAUAUGCACCAUUUAUAGACUAUAAUGGUUUAAUACAACAAAAUGUUGUUUAAAUACUGAGCGCUUUAUGUUCCUACCAGCCUAUUGUGUUGCACUCGCAAAUGCUUCACAAUGUAUUCCUUUGUAGGCCUAAAUAAUUCAUUUUUGUUCCUUCUUAGGCUCCUGACCUAUUUAGAGUGUUUAUAUGCUGUUUAAUAUGACAUGUUAUUUUUUCCUAUUUGAAAUUCUGUGCGCUUUUCUUUUUUUUCUUCCCAAUUUUGUGAAAUUCAAUUUUGUGAACCCGGAUCUGCAGUGACUUAGACCGCUGUGCCACUCGGGAGGCCCCUCACCUUUUCAUGUUUAUUCAAAUACUUUUCAUUCAAAUCCAUAUGGUUUGUUUUCAAUACUUCAAAACCAAAUGGUAAGUCCAGGUAGUCACAAAAAUAGGUGGGUGUUGGUUAAAUUGUGAUUUUAAUGAAUGGAGAGAAAUUGGAGUGGCAGGGGGGUACCGGUGCAGAGUCAAUGUGCGGGGCCACCGGCUAGUUGAGGUAGUUGAAGUAAUGUGUACAUGUGGGUAGAGUUAAAGUGACUAUGCAUAAAUAAUUAACAGAGUAGCAGCAGCGUAAAAAGAUGGGGUGGGGGGGCAGUGCAAAUAGUCCGGGUAGCCAUGAUUAGCUGUUCAGGAGUCUUAUGGCUUGGGGGUAGAAGCUGUUGAGAAGUCUUUGUCGUGCCCUCUUCACGACUGUCUUGGUGUGUUUGGACCAUGAUAGUUCGUUGGUGAUGUGGACACCAAGGAACUUGAAGCUCUCAACCUGUUCCACUACAGCCCCGUCGAUGAGAAUGGGGGCGUGCUCAGUCCUCUUUUUUUUCCCUGUAGUCCACAAUCAUCUCCUUUGUCUUGGUCACGUUGAGGGAGAGGUUGUUAUCCUGGCACCACACGGCCAGGUCUCUGACCUCCUCCCUAUAGGCUGUCUCAUCGUUGUCGGUGAUCAGGCCUACCACUGUUGUGUCGUCGGCAAACUUAAUGAUGGUGUUGGAGUCGUGCCUGGCCAUGCAGUCAUGGGUGAACAGGGAGUACAGGAGGGGACUAAGCACGCACCCCUGAGGGGCCCCCGUGUUGAGGAUCAGUGUGGCAGAUGUGUUGUUACCUACCCUUACCACCUGGGGGCGGCCCGUCAGGAAGUCCAGGAUCCAGUUGCAGAGGGAGGUGUUUAGUCCUAGGAUCCUUAGCUUAGUGAUGAGCUUUGAGGGCACUAUGGUGUUGAAUGCUGAGCUGUAGUCAAUGAAUAGCAUUCUCACGUAGGUGUUCCUCUUGUCCAGGUGGGAAAGGGCAGUGUGGAGUGCAAUAGAGAUUGCAUCAUCUGUGGAUCUGUUGGAGCGGUAUGCAAAUUGGAGUGGGUCUAGGGUUUCUGGGAUAAUGGUGUUGAUGUGAGCCAUGACCAGCCUUUCCUGGCCUUUCCAACUCCGCUCACAUCCUCUGAUACGCACACACACACUCACUUCAGAUACUCUGUCUCUUAGGCCUGGGUGAGUUGGGGUGUCUGUUUUUGUCCACGGCCUCUGUAGUAUUUGGUGGAGUUUGUUUGGUUAGCUAGCCAUACCAAUUACUAAUAUAGAGUGCAGAAUACAUUUAUUACCAAAUUCACAUGGCUAGACAGUCUUCAGAUUUAAAUGGUACAGUGUUCGCAGGUCCAGAAACUAAUGCUGCAUAUCUACAGUUUACUUCUUAACAGCUUCUACCCCCAAGCCAUAAGACUCCUGAACAGCUAAUCAUGGCUACCCGGACUAUUUGCAUUGUCCCCCCCACCCCACCCCCUUUUUACUCUGCUGCUACUCUCUGUUUAUUAUCUAUGCAUAGUCACUUUAACUCUACCCACAUGUACAUAUUACCUCAAUUACCUCGACUAACCUGUGCCCCCACACAUUUACUCUGUACCGGUACCCCCUGUAUAUAGCCUCCCUACUGUUAUUUUAUUUUACUGCUGCUCUUUCAUUAUUUUUAUUUUUGACAGACAUUCUUUUUACUUAACACUUAUUUUUCUUAAAACUGCGUUGUUGAUUAAGGGCUUGAAAGCAUUUCACUGUAAGGUCUACACCUGUUGUAUUCGGCGCAUGUGGCAAAUAAAAUUUGAUUUGAUUUACAGGGCUUUGAAGUCAUGCUAGGGAGAGGGAAGAUGGAACUGAAACAGUACAAAAACAUGCUAUGAAAGAGAACAAACCAGAAAACUGUACCACUCAGUCAAUUGAAGAGGUACAUUUCAUGUGAAGUCAUACAUUGAAAAAGUUCUGUACAAUUCAUUAAUUGAAUUUCAAUGCACUUCCUGGGCUGCUUCCCAAAUGGGGCCAAAUUCCCUAUAUAGUGCACUACUUUCACCCUAUUCCCUAUAUAGUGCACUUCUUUUGAGAUCAAUAGGAUGUAAUUUGGGACGGAGCCCUGAAUUGACCACAUGACAACCCUUGUAUCAUUCCGCCAACCUGGUCACAAACAGGUACGACAUAGUGUUCCUGCCUCCGUCGUUCCCCAUCGUGGCCAUGGAGAACCCCUGCCUCACCUUCAUAAUCUCCUCCAUCCUGGAGAGCCGGGAGUUCCUGCUGAUCGACGUCAUCCACGAGAUCGCCCACGGCUGGUUCGGCAACGCGGUCACCAACGCCACCUGGGAAGAGAUGUGGCUGAGUGAGGGACUGGCCACCUACGCACAGAGACGCAUCACUACCAAGGCCUACGGUGUGUAUAUGCACACACACACACACACACACACACACACACACACACAAAUGCCAACAGCUAAUCCCUCGUCCCUUUGUUUCCCCAGGUGAGGCCUUCACCUGUCUGGAGACUGUGUUCCGUCUAGACGCCCUGCACAGACAGAUGUGUCUCCUAGGAGACAACAACCCCGUCAGCAAGCUGCAGGUCAAAUUUGAGCCAGGUACAGAUGAAAGAUGGAUAAACACACACUCAAACAAGCGUGCACACACACACACACACAAACAGUCUGUGUAAUUUUGCUUCACAAAUAUAUACACUGCUCAAAAAAAUAAAGGGAACACUUAAACAACACAAUGUAACUCCAAGUCGAUCACACUUCUGUGAAAUCAAACUGUCCACUUAGGAAGCAACACUGAUUGACAAUAAAUUUCACAUGCUGUUGUGCAAAUGGAAUAGACAACAGGUGGAAAUUAUAGGCAAUUAGCAAGACACACCCAAUAAAGGACUGGUUUUGCAGGUGGUGACCACAGACCACUUCUCAGUUCCUAUGCUUCCUGGCUGAUGUUUUGGUCACUUUUGAAUGCUGGCGGUGCUUUCACUCUAGUGGUAGCAUGAGACGGAGUCUACAACACACACAAGUGGCUCAGGUAGUGCAGCUCAUCCAGGAUGGCACAUCAAUAAGAGCUGUGGCAAGAAGGUUUGCUGUAUCUGUCAGCGUAGUGUCCAGAGCAUGGAGGCGCUACCAGGAGACAGGCCAGUACAUCAGGAGACGUGGAGGAGGCCGUAGGAGGGCAACAACCCAGCAGCAGGACUGCUACCUCUGCCUUUGUGCAAGGAGGAGCAGGAGAAGGACUGCCAGAGCCCUGCAAAAUGACCUCCAGCAGGCCACAAAUGUGCAUGUGUCUGCUCAAACGGUCAGAAACAGACUCCAUGAGGGUGGUAUGAGGACCCGACGUCCACAGGUGUGGGUUGUGCUUACAGCCCAACACCGUGCAGGACGUUUGGCAUUUGCCAGAGAACACCAAGAUUGGCAAAUUCGCCACUGGCGCCCUGUGCUCUUCACAGAUGAAAGCAGGUUCACACUGGUCUGGAGACGCCGUGGAGAACGUUCUGCUGCCUGCAACAUCCUCCAGCAUGACCAGUUUGGCGGUGGGUCAGUCAUGGUGUGGGGUGGCAUUUCUUUGGGGGGCCGCACAACCCUCCAUGUGCUCGCCAGAGGUAGCCUGACUGCCAUUAGGUACCGAGAUGAGAUCCUCAGACCCCUUGUGAGACCAUAUGCUGGUGCGGUUGGCCCUGGGUUCCUCCUAAUGCAAGACAAUGCUAGACCUCAUGUGGCUGGAGUGUGUCAGCAGUUCCUGCAAGAGGAAGGCAUUGAUGCUAUGGACUGGCCCGCCCGUUCCCCAGACCUGAAUCCAAUUGAGCACAUCUGGGACAUCAUGUCUCGCUCCAUCCACCAACGCCACGUUGCACCACAGACUGUCCAGGAGUUGGCGGAUGCUUUAGUCCAGGUCUGGGAGGAGAUCCCUCAGGAGACCAUCCGCCACCUCAUCAGGAGCAUGCCCAGGCGUUGUAGGGAGGUCAUACAGGCACGUGGAGGCCACACACACUACUGAGCCUCAUUUUGACUUGUUUUAAGGACAUUACAUCAAAGUUGGAUCAGCCUGUAGUGUGGUUUUCCACUUUAAUUUUGAGGGUGACUCCAAAUCCAGACCUCCAUGGGUUGAUAAAUUUGAUUUCCAUUGAUCAUUUUUGUGUGAUUUUGUUGUCAGCACAUUCAACUAUGUAAAGAAAAAAAUAUUUAAUAAGAUUAUUUCAUUCAUUCCGAUCUAAGAUGUGUUAUUUUAGUGUUCCCUUAAUUUUUUUGAGCAGUGUAUAUAUAUUUCUUUAAAUGACUACUGUUACUCUGUUUUCUUGUCUUUCAUUCUCUCUCCUUUCAUGUUUUUUUUCUUCCCUUAGGUAUUAAUCCCAGUAGUCUGAUGAAUUUGUUCACUUAUGAGAAAGGCUUUUGCUUUGUCUCAUACCUCUCUCAACUCUGUGGCGACGUCAAGCGCUUCGAUAGCUUCCUAAGGGUAAGAGAGCGCAUGAACACACACACACACACACACACCACACACACAGGCACACCACAUCACUUGAAACUGUGUCAUGUUUCUAUCUCUCAGGCCUACAUAGAGCAGUUUAAGUUCAGCAGUGUUGUGGCCCAGGACCUGCUCAAUUUAUUCCUGGGCUUCUUUCCUGAGCUGAAGGAGAGCUGUGUGGCCCAGAGAGAGGGUGAGUCCGUCACUCACAUCACCAGUUUCAUGGGAAAAGGAACAAAAAGAUACAGCCCACCCAACUUGUUUCAAGUGCUGGAUAGCAGUGUCAAAUGUCUUUUUGUUUGUGUGAACCCCAGAACUGAAGAGGUAUAAUACUUGUUUCUCUCUCGCUCUCUCUCUCUCUCUCUCUCUCUCCUCUCUCCUUCUCUCUCUCUCUCUCUCUCUCUCUCUCUCUCUCUCUCUCACUCCUCUCUCUCUCUCUCUCUCAAUCUCUCUCUCUCUCUCUCUCUCCUCUCCUCUUCUCUCUCCAAUCUCUCGAUCUCUCUUUCUCUCUCGUCUCUCUCUCUCGCUCUCUCUCUCUCUCCAGGGUUGGGGAGUUUGAGCGGUGGCUGAACGGUUGUGGCCCCCCCCUGUGCGAACCGGACCUCUCGGCCGGUGGAGUUCUGACCGGUCCCGUCCAGAAUCUAUGUGACCUGUGGGCCAGCGAACCCCCGGACCCUGCAGCUAUCUCAAACUUUAACCUCUCCUCUUGGAGCACCUUCCAGACCGUUCUCUUCCUGGACCGACUGCUGGACCGCUCACCCCUCUCACACGGUAGGCACCAUACUAUGUAUCAAGCUUCUUACUGUAGGAGUGCUGAUUUAGGAUCAGUUUUUCCUUUUCUAUAAUAAUAAGUAAGAUGUACAAAUUGAAGUCGGAAUUCCUGACAUUUAAUCCUAGUAAAAAUUCCCUGUCUUAGGUCAGUUAGGAUCGCCACUUUAUUUUAAGAAUGUGAAAUGACAGAAUAAUAGAGAUAAUUAUUUAUUUCAUAUUUUAUUUAUUUAAUCACAUUCCCAGUGGGUCAGAAGUUUACAUACACUCUAUUAGUAUUUGGUAGCAUUGCCUUUAAACUGUUUAACUUGGGUAAAACGUUUCGGGUAGCCUUCCACAAGCUUCCCACAAUACGUUGGGUGAAUUUUGGCCCAUUCCUCCUGACAGAGCUGGUGUAACUGAGUCAGGUUUGUAGGCCUCCUUGCUUGCACGCGCUCUUUCAGAUCUGCCCACAAAUGUUCUAUAGGAAUGAGGUCAGGGCUUUGUGAUGGCCACUCCAAUACCUUGACUUUGUUGUCCUUAAGCCAUUUUGCCACAACUUUGGAAGUAUGCUUGGGGUCAUUGUCCAUUUGGAAGACCCAUUUGCGACCAAGCUUUAACUUCCUGACUGAUGUCUUGAGAUGUUGCUUCAAUAUAUCCACAUAAUUUUCCUUCCUCAUGAUGCCAUCUAUUUUGUGAAGUGCACCAGUCCCUCCUGCAGCAAAGCACCCCCCACAGCAUGAUGCUGCCACCCCCGUGCUUCACGGUUGGGAUGGUGUUCUUCAGCUUGCAAGCGACCCCCUUUUUCCUCCAAACAUAACGAUGGUCAUUAUGGCCAAACAGUUCUAUUUUUGUUUCAUCAGACCAGAGGACAUUUCUCCAAAAAGUACGAUCUUUGUCCCCAUGUGCAGUUGCAAACCGUAGUCUGGCUUUUUUAUGGCGGUUUUGGAGCAGUGGCUUCUUCCUUGCUGAGCGGCCUUUCAGGUUAUGUCGAUAUAAGACUUGUUUUACUGUGGAUAUAGAUACUUUUGUACCUGUUUCCUCCAGCAUCUUCACAAGGUCAAAUGACUCAAAUGAUGUCAAUUAGCCUAUCAGAAGCUUCUAAAGCCAUGACAUCAUUUUCUGGAAUUUUCCAAGCUGUUUAAAGACACAGUCAACUUAUUGUAUGUAAACUUCUGAUCCACUGGAAUUGUGAUACAGUGAAUUAUAAGUGAAAUAAUCUGUCUGUAAACAAUUGUUGGAAAAAUUACUUGUGUCAUGCACAAAGUAGAUGUCCUAACCGACUUGACAAAACUAUAGUUCGUUAACAAGACAUUUGUGGAGUGGUUAUAAAACGAGUUUUAAUGACUCCAACCUAAGUGUAUGUAAACUUCCGACUUAAAACUGUACAUGGACAGGGGGGACCUGAUCCUUGAUCAGCACUCCUACUCUUGAGACGCUUUAUGAAUACGGACCCUGGCUUCAAAUACAUGAGCGUCGUGUAUUUCAGCAUUUUUGGGACUAUUCCAUUGGUUCCGUUGUACCAAGGAAAAUGUUGUGUAAAUCAAGCUACCCCAGAGAGUGAUAGGAUGUUCUGUGUGUGUGUCAGAGGUGAUGGGUCAGUUGUCAGGCUGCUACUCGGCCCAGCUGGAUGAGAUGAACGCCGAGGUGCAGAUCCGCUGGCUGCAGAUCGUGGUGCGGAACAGCUUCUACCCUGACCUGCCCCGCAUCCGCGGCUUCCUGCACAAACACGUGAGUGGUGACUGAACCAGACGGCGAGGGCAUGUUCCAAAUGGCACCCUAUUCCCUAUGUAGUGUAUUCAUAGGGAAUAGGGUGCCAUUUGGGAUGAUACCCUAUUCCCCACUAUAUAGGGAAUAGGGUGCCAUUUGGGAUGAUACCCUAUUCCCCACUAUAUAGGGAAUAGAGUGCCAUUUGGGACGCAGAUAGGGUCACUCUGGCCCUGUUCAAAUACUAGUGCUGAACAGUUAACCGAAAUGGCGGUUAUUUUUGAAUUUUCUUACAACGGUUCAAUUAUUAGAAUUCCAUUUCGUUCCGUUUUUUUGUGUGAGCUCAAUGUGCAGUUUCUCUAGAGAGAAAUCAGAACAAAUUCUGAACUGUGCGAUGUAGUAGGGAGUUGUAGUUUCCAACAGGCCAAUAUUCUACAUAGUUUAGCACAGAAAAGGUAAUGAACUACAAUGACUGUAAUCCAUUGCGCGCCUAUUUGUCUGGUGUGGGGCAGACACAGAGAGGGAGAGAAGUGACUGAGAGAAGAGAUGGAAGAACGCAUGAUGGAGAGGGAUAGAGAGCAGUUGCUUCACGAGGUAUCUCUAACUUAAAAUACAUGAUCUAAGUGAUUGAUAGUUGGUAUUCAGCAGUAAUAAAAGCAUGCUUUAUUUACUUUGAAGAACUACUAAAAUUGUGAUUUAGUCAGACAGCAUAGGCAGCAGCUCUAUAGAGAUGAGAUGAUGACUUGGAAUGAAAUAAUAAAGUCAUCAAAUAAAACAAAUGUAAUAUACACAACAACUGAAAUAUUUUAUGAAAGUAAUGUGAAUAAAUGAUGGUUAUUAAGUGAUAAGCAGUAAUGGGCAGUCACUACCAUCAUGGGACUUUUAUUAAUUGUUGUAUUCUGUGUUGUUACAGCAUUCAACCCACAUAAUGCAUAGUGUAGUUAAUGUAAAAAACAACAAAACAUUUAAACCAAAAUAGAAAACCGUGAACCGAAACUGAUCCUACCUCAAAAAGCACUAAUUGCUCAGCACUAUCAAAUACUUAAAGGGAUAGUUCACUUUUUUAAAGUCAAAAGGGCGGUGCAGUUAAACUUGAUUUUCCUGUUUUUUAAAUGAUAUUUCCACACUAUGAGAUCGAAAUAACACUCUGAAAUUGUACAAAUUAUGAUAAUACCCCUUUUUAUGUAAGAGCUGUUUGAAAAGAAAUCCUAGAAUUUCAGCCUGUUCAGGUGGGAUGGAACUUUUGGCCCACAUCAUGAUGUCACAAUGUGAUCUGAUUAUAAUAGACUAAUUACUGUUAAUUUGGGUAAGGGGGUGGGCUCUAGACCAUCCUAUCAGCCAAUCAGGGCUGUGUAUGUUAAUAUCUUCACAUUUGUUUCGUAACGCCAACACGAUCAGACUGAGCAUUUCAAGGGCCAGAGGUUAUUUUCAUUAAAUAAACAGUGAUUUAUUAGACAUACAGUGAUAUUUUUUAAAUAAAAUUAUGACGACUGCAUGGGGGCUUUAAGCUUAUUUCCGACUUUUGAACGCAUUACUAACUGAUACAAUCCGUUUCCACUAGCAUUGCUAUAUUCUACAAAGACUCUAGCCAGGAUAUUCUGGACGUUGCUAAAUAACCAGCUAACAAACUGAACUGUCACCUUUUUUUUUUAUCACUAAACAAUGCAUCCUUCCUUCCUCAUAUACUUACAAUAAUCACAGAUCUAUAAGUGAUUGGUUAGGUGAAUGCUGUUACUUUCCAAUUCAACCAAUUCAAGAUCUGUAAUUAAUUCAAGGAAGAAAAGAAGGAUGUUUAUACAGCGAAUCUGACUGAUCUAUCUGCAGCUCGAUUUUUAAAAAUCACUCAAUUACCUUACAUCACGGUUUCCCAAACUCAAUCCUGGGGCCUCCCAGGGGUGCACAUUUUAGAUUUUGCCCUAGCACUACAUAGCUGAUUCAAAUAAUCAAAGCUUGAUGAUGAGUUGAUUAUUUGAAUCAGCUGUGUAGUGCUAGGGCAAAAAACAAAGCAUACACCCCUGGGAGGCCCCAGGACCAAGUUUGGGAAACCCUGCUACAUGUGUUCCUUUUUCCACUCACUCUAUUACUGUGCAGUUAUAAAAGUACUAUGUAACAACAUAUGAAUUCAAUAGAGACUACACAAGAAUUACAUUUACAUUUUAGUCAUUUAGCAGACGCUUAAGAGCAAAUUACAGGAAUAAUUAGGGUUAAGUGCCUUGCUCAAGGGCACACCGGCAGAUUUUUCACCUAGCCAUCUCAGGGAUUCGAACCAACGACCUUUCGGGACGUUACUGGUCCAACGCUCUUAACCACUAGGCAAUCUGCCGCCCCAAAUAAAAGCUAUUAAAAGGGAUGGCAGGAUGGGGAUGGAGGGAACAUGUCACUUUUGGCCAAUGCAAGAACAUUGUUCUCGGGUCUGAGCUGCACCUCAAAAUCUUUAAAAUAAAACUAGAGUGUAAUUCUUCACAGAGCAGCAUGAGGCUCUCGUGGAGCCAGCGUACUUACGCCCAGAUUUUUAUUGAAAUGGAUAGAGGUGUCUCACACUCUGCAAAAGUUAUACGUCUAGUGUAGCAGGCCAGUUACUCAUAUAGUGCAUUCGGAAAGUAUUCAGACCCCUUGACUUUUUCCACAUUUUGUUACAUUACAGCCUUAUUCUAAAAUUGAUUAAAUAGUUUUUUUCCCUCAUCAAUUUACAAACAAUACCCCAUAAUGACAAAGCAAAAACAGAUAUUUAAAAAUGUUUGCAAAUUUAUUAAAAACUGAAAUAUCACAUUUACAUAAGUAUUCAUGGGGAGCGUCGCUCGGGUUCAAGUCCGGGCUCUGGCUAGGCCACUCUAGGACAUUCAGAGACUUGUCCUGAAGCCACUCCUGCGUUGUCUUGCCUGUGUGCUUAGGGUCGUUGUCCUGUUGAAGGUGAAACUUCGUCCCAGUCUGAGGUCCUGAGCGCUCUGGAGCAGGUUUUCAUCAAGGAUCUCUCUGUACUUUGCUCCGUUCAUCCUGACUAGUCUCCCAGUCCCUGCCGCUGAAAAACAUCCCGACAGCAUGAUGCUGCCACCACCAUGCUUCACCGUAGGGAUGGUGCCAGGUUUCCUUCAGAAGUGACGCUUGGCAUUCAAACCAAAGAGUUCAAUCUUGGUUUCAUCAGACCAGAGAAUCUUGAGAGUCCUUUAGGUGCCUUUUGGCAAACUCCAAACGGGCUGUCAUGUGCCUUUUACUGAGGAGUGGCUUCCGUCUGGCCACUUUACCAUGAAGGCCUGAUUGGUGGAGUGCUGCAGAGAAGGUUGUCCUUCUGGAAGGUUCUCCCAUCUCCACAGAAGAACUCUGGAGCUUUGUCAGAGUGACCAUCGAGUUCUUGGUCACCUCCCUGACCAAGGCGCUUCUCCCCCGAUUGUUCAGUUUGGCCGGGCAGCCAGCUCUAGGAAGAUUCUUGGUGGUUCCAAACUUCUUCCAUUUUAGAAUGAUGGAGGCCACUGUGUUCUUGGGGACCUUCAAUGCUGCAGACAUUUUUUGGUACCCUUGCCCAGAUCUGUGCCUCGACACAAUCCUGUCUCGGAGCUCAACGGACAAUUCCUUUGACCUUAUGGCUUGGUUUUUGCUCUGACAUGCACUGUCAAUUGUGGGACCUUGUAUAGACAGGUGUGUGCCUUUCCAAAUCAUGUCCAAUCAAUUGAAUUUAACACAGGUGGACUCCAAUCAAGUUGUAAAAACAUCUCAAGGAUGAUCAAUGGAAACAGGAUGCACCUGAGCUCAAUUUCAAGUCUCAUAGCCAAGGGUCUGAAUACUUAUGUAAAUAAGGUAAUUCAGUUUUUUAUGGGGUAUUGUUUGUAGAUUGAUGAGGGAAAAAAACAUUUAAUCCAUUUUUAGGCUGUAACAUAACAAAAUGUGGAAAAAGGGAAGGGGUCGUAAUACUUUCCGAAUGCACUGUAUGUCAUAGCCAAAUGGCGUCAAACGGUGUGUCUCCCCUCAGCAGUUCAAAUCAAAUCAAAUUUUAUUUGCCACAUGCGCCGAAUACAACAGGUGUAGACCUUACAGUGUAAUGCUUAAUAACAAGCCCUUAACCAACAAUGCAGUUUUUAAGAAAAUAAAAAGUUAAAAAUAGAUAUGUAAAAAAUUAAAAUAGUUAAUAAUUAAAGAGCAGCAGUGAAAUAAAAUAACGGAAAGGAGGUAUAUACAGGGGGUACCGGUACAGAGUCAAUGUGCGGGGGCACCGGUUAGUCGAGGUAAUUGAGGUAAUAUGUACAUGUAGGUAGAGUUAAAGUGACUAUGCAUAGAUAAUAUGCAGAAUAGCAGCAGCGUAAAAGAGGGGGUGGGGGGGUGGAGUGGGGGGGCAAUGCAAAUAGUCCAGGUAGCCAUGAUUACCUGUUCAGGUGUCUUAUGGCUUGGGGGUAGAAGCUGUUAAGAAGCCUUUUGGACUUAGACUUGGUGCUCCGGUACCGCUUGCCGUGCGGUAGCAGAGAGAACAGUCUAUGACUAGGGUGGCUGGAGUCUUUGACAAUUUUUAGGGCCUUCCUCUGACACAGCCUGGUAUAGAGGUCCUGGAUGGCAGGAAGCUUUGUCCCAGUGAUGUACUUGGCCGUACGCACUACCCUCUGUAGUGCUUUGAGGUUGGAGGCCGAGCAGUUGCCAUACCAGGCGGUGAUGCAACCAGUCAGGAUGCUCACAAUGGUGCAGUUGUAGAACGUUUUGAGAAUCUGAGGACCCAUGACAAAUCUUUUUAGUCUCCUGAGGGGGAAUAGGCUUUGUUGUGCCCUCUUCACGACGGUCUUAGUGUGUUUGGACCAUGAUAGUUUGUUGGUGAUGUGGACACCAAGGAACUUGAAGCUCUCAACCUGUUCCACUACAGCCCCAUCGACGAGAAUGGAGACGUGCUCGGUCCUCUUCUUUUUCCUGUAGUCCACAAUCAUCUCCUUUGUCUUGAUCACGUUGAGGGAGAGGUUGUUAUCCUGGCACCACACGGCCAGGUCUCUGACCUCCUCCCUAUAGGCUGUCUCAUCGUUGUCGGUGAUUAGGCCUAACACUGUUGUGUCAUUGGCAAACUUAAUGAUGGUGUUGGAGUCGUGCCUGGCCAUGCAGUCAUGGGUGAACAGGGAGUACAGGAGGGGACUGAGCACGCACCCCUGAGGGGCACCCGUGUUGAGGAUCAGCGUGGCAGAUAUGUUGUUACCUAUCCUUACCACCUGGGGGCGGCCCGUCAGGAAGUCCAGGAUCCAGUUGCAGAGUGAGGCGUUUAGUCCCAGGGUCCUUAGCUUAGUGAUGGGCUUUGAGGGCACUAUGGUGUUGAAUGCUGAGCUGUAGUCAAAGAAUAGCAUUCUCACGCAGGUGUUCCUCUUGUCCAGGUGGGAAAGGGCAGUGUGGAGUCCAAUAGAGAUUGCGUCAUCUGUGGAUCUGUUGGGGUGGUAUGCAAAUUGGAGUGGGUCUAGGGUUUCUGGGAUAAUUGUGUUGAUUCUCAAUAAGAGUUUGCUGGACUAAUCGGUAUAUAAUGACACUGUGUGUAAUGCUAUUAUGUAUGUUGUAUGUCUCUUUUGAAAUUCAAAAAAGCACUUGCACAUCUGUGUUAGCUUUUGCAGGUGCAUGGAAAUAAUUCGAUAAUAUCUUCAAAGGAAAAGGAAAACCCGCACAAUUCUCUUGCCAGUAUCUUUUUAAUUGUUUUAUUCAAGUUUAAGUGUCAACUUCUUGACGGCAGAGCUCUUAUGUAACUUUUUAUCUUUUACCUGUAAGUGGCAAAGACAAAUGUAAAUAAAAUAUAACAUGUAAUGCACAGCAAAACAAUUUAAACCUUAUCUUGUAUUUUUAUCUUAUCAGACGUCAAGGAUGUACACGGUGCCACUGUACGAGGACCUGUGUGCCGGGGUGAUGAAGUGUUUUGCGGCCGAGGUGUUCUACCAGACACAGGCCCGACUCCACCCCAACCUCCGACGGACACUCCAUCAGAUCCUGUUCCAGACCAGUGCUUUACCCACCAACACAGGCUCUGACCCUUCACUGCUACCCCCCACCCCCCCGUCCCCCAGACCCAUCCCCAGGAGCCACCCGGGGCCCGCCGACCCCCCCACUACUGGUACUAUCACACUACGUGACGUCAACGUGUCCGCCUGA